CUUUGCCUCACUAAUAAUUUGUGUUAAUCUUAUCUUAUUUCAUUUUGCUUUGCAGCUGUUAAGACUUGAUGAAAUGGCUGGAAGUAAUGCCACUGGUGUGACAGAAUUCAUUCUCUUGGGGUUUGCAGUCCAGAGAGAGGUAGAAAUCAUUCUCUUUCUGCUCAUUCUAGUGGUCUACAGUCUGACUUUAGUGGGAAAUGUAGGGAUGAUUUCACUAAUCAGGAUGGAUUCUAGACUUCACACUCCCAUGUACUUUUUCCUCAGUAAUCUGGCCUUUGUAGACCUUUGUUAUUCCUCUUCAGUAGCCCCCAAGUUCCUGGAGACUCUCCUCAGUAACAGAAGGUCUAUAUCUUUCUAUGCCUGUGCAACCCAACUCGGUUUUUUUCUGAACUUUUUGAUUUCAGAGAUGUUUCUCCUUGCAGUAAUGGCUUAUGACCGCUACGUGGCCAUUUGUAAUCCUCUUCUGUACAUGGUGGUCAUGUCCCAGAAGGUAUGUCUACGACUUGUAAUGGGCCCUUAUUUUUACAGCUUUGCUGUUGCUUUGCUCCACACAGUAGUUACUUUCAAACUGAUUUACUGUGGCCCCAAUAUAAUCAAUCACUUUUAUUGUGAUGAUGUCCCUUUGAUGGCUCUUGCCUGCUCAGACACCAGCCUCAAGGAGAUUUUAAUAUUCAUUUUUGCUGGAUUCAACAUGAUCAGUUCUUUGACCACUGUCCUGAUUUCUUACUUAUACAUUGUGGCUGCUAUCUUAAGAAUCCAGUCCACGGAAGGAAGGUGCAAAGCCUUUUCAACAUGUGCUUCCCAUCUGACAGCUGUGACUAUAUUCUAUGGGACACUCAUUUUCAUGUAUUUGCAGCCAAAAUCAAGCCACUCUCUCGACACAGACAAAAUGGCCUCAGUAUUCUACACGAUUGUCAUUCCCAUGCUCAAUCCUAUGAUCUAUAGCUUAAGGAACAAGGAGGUAAAGAAUGCUCUCAGGACAGCUCUUAAAAAAUGCUACUUGUUACCUCUAAUGCACCUCAAGAAAGGAAUUUCCUGACUUUAAAUCUUUGAAAUAAAUUCAUUUUUAUCAUACUUCUGAAGAGAAAAGUGCUUUCAUUCACAUGCUACAU
Mus caroli (Ryukyu mouse) is the source of this 1112-nucleotide messenger RNA. Its product is annotated as olfactory receptor 8U3-like. Gene Ontology annotation, biological process: G protein-coupled receptor signaling pathway. Gene Ontology annotation, cellular component: membrane. The record is from RefSeq and is a predicted model, not a curated record. NCBI's taxonomy places the organism in Eukaryota, Metazoa, Chordata, Mammalia, Rodentia, Muridae. Gene Ontology annotation, molecular function: olfactory receptor activity; G protein-coupled receptor activity.